AUGAGAUCCAGUAAAUCACGCUCAGAACUUGUCAAGCAACUAAGAUUAUUCAUCGACAAUGGUGGUGGAGUCCGCUGUGGAGGUAGAAUUCACAACUCGCCGCUAGCCGAGAGUUCGAAAUUUCCUUACCUGUUAUCAUCAAGGCAUCCCUUGACCCAUUUGAUUGUUCUUGAUUGCCACCAGAGAGUGUUACAUGCGGGCGUUGAUUCUGCUAUCACUUACAUUCGCCAGAAGUUCUGGAUCGCAGCCAUUCGUCAAUGUGUAAAGAGAAUCAUUCGAAAAUGUGUCACGUGCAGAAAGGUAACUGGGAAGUCAUAUGCAUCCCCUGAUCCACCUCCCUUACCCAGAUGUAGAGUAGAAGAUACAGUACCGUUCACAGAAACAGGUGUCGACUUCACAGGCGCACUGUACGUCAGAAAUACGAAUGAAACUGAAGAAAAGGCAUAUAUUUGUUUAUUUACAUGUGCAUCUACACGAGCGGUCCACUUAGAAGUCGUCCGAGAUUUAUCCGAAGAAUCCUUUCUUCAAGCUUUUAGGAGAUUCACCAGCCGGAAAUCUCUUCCACACGUCAUGAUCUCCGACAACGCUUCAACAUUCAUGGCUGCUUCUAACCAUAUAAGACGUCUGUUUGAGUCGCAGAAAGUACAAGACGCCCAUACCAGUCAAGGUACCACGUGGAAGUUCAUACCCAAGCGCGCUCCAUGGUUUGGCGGCUGGUGGGAGAGAUUAAUCGGGCUCACCAAGACAGCACUGAAGAAGACUCUUGGUCGUUCUAACGUUAACUUCGACAUGCUACAGACAGUAGUUACCGAAAUAGAAGCUGUUUUGAAUGACCGGCCACUAACGUACGUCUCUUCCGGUAUGAAUCCAGAACCACUCACACCAGCACAUCUUCUAUAUGGCAGACGCAUUAUAACAUUACCAUAUCACGACCCUAAAGAUGAAACAGUCCCAAGUUCAAUCCUUGGUGGACACCGUAACAUUAAUAAACAAGCCAAGAUCCAGAUAAAACUGAUAAACAACUUCCGGAAACGGUGGAGACACGAAUAUCUUACUGCUAUCCGAGAGCAACAUCGUACAUCAGGGCGGAACAAACAAUCCAUAGCGGUAGGCGACGUUGUACAAGUUCAUGAUGAAGUUCCACGUGCACAAUAG
Mercenaria mercenaria is the source of this 1155-nucleotide messenger RNA. RefSeq lists its product as uncharacterized. The record is from RefSeq and is a predicted model, not a curated record. Gene Ontology annotation, molecular function: nucleic acid binding. The transcript has a single exon. NCBI's taxonomy places the organism in Eukaryota, Metazoa, Mollusca, Bivalvia, Venerida, Veneridae. Gene Ontology annotation, biological process: DNA integration. Bases 1 to 1155 code for a protein of 384 amino acids.